Messenger RNA from Microthlaspi erraticum, 522 nucleotides. NCBI's taxonomy places the organism in Eukaryota, Viridiplantae, Streptophyta, Magnoliopsida, Brassicales, Brassicaceae. The record is from the annotation of a GenBank genome assembly.
AUGACUUCUGCUGGAUCUCUCCAGCAGCCGAUCUUGUUCGGGGAGAUUCGUAGGGGACCGAUCGAUCAAGGCUUCUCGGGCAAUCAGAAAUGGACCACGACAAGACAGGUUGCCAAAGCCCACCCGAAGGAGCAGGGAGCUAAGUUUGCGUCUGCAGUGUCUGGAACAUCAUCAUCCAGCAACAUGAUUAAGGAAACCAUUACUGCUGCGUUCGUCGAUGUUGAAACCAAGUCCGUUGAGCCGGUGGCUGUCUCUGUACAGCCAUCCUCUGUCCAAGCCAUUCCAGAGGUAGUAGCACCAGAAGAAGCUGCAGCAAAACCAAAGGAAGGACCAAGCCGAUGUACCACUUGCAAUAAACGAGUUGGCCUGACUGGAUUCAAAUGCCGCUGUGGCAACCUCUUCUGCGGGACACACCGCUACGCAGACAUACACGACUGCUCCUUCAAUUACCAUGCUGCUGCGCAAGAAGCAAUAGCUAAAGCAAACCCGGUUGUGAAGGCAGAGAAGCUUGACAAAAUCUGA